This is a messenger RNA of Pomacea canaliculata, 2878 nucleotides long. RefSeq names its product rhomboid-related protein 2-like. Gene Ontology annotation, molecular function: serine-type endopeptidase activity. The record is from RefSeq and is a predicted model, not a curated record. Gene Ontology annotation, cellular component: membrane. Lineage: Eukaryota; Metazoa; Mollusca; Gastropoda; Architaenioglossa; Ampullariidae.
CAGCUAUUCUGUAGCUCACACAUCGAUUACACAAAAACAUGAUAAACACCGAGUAAUUGUCUGAGCGAGGCAACGGUACCCGACGCUGCCAUGAUUCCCGAUGGCGCAUUUACAGCCCGCAAAACGAGGUCGCUGUGAGAAAACACUAGAGAGAGAGAGCGGGUCAGUCACUUUUUACUAUUAAAAGCGAGAAAGCCAUGCACUUCCUGUCUGACAUAAACCAUUCUCUAGACAUUAGACUUUCUUUCUCUUCUCCCUUUCUCUGUCUAUCUCUCUUUUUUCUUUUCCUCCAUUCAUCGCGGCUGUACCCUGACAUUGAUUCGCGGUUGGUACAUCUACAUGGAAUGCUGGUGGCUGAGCGGUCACCGUGCCCUGCCAGCUGCUAUUCUUCCGGUGGCGCCUGAAACUUUGCCAGUGGACCGCCGCUUGGGCGAGAGCUGACGUCAAGUCGAGACUUUGCCGCCGAGUGCUGACGAGGACAGAAAGAUCUCCACCUUCUCCACAAAAAACCAAGGGACAGGCUCGCAGGACAAGAUGUCCUUCCGAAUGUGUUGGCAUAUCAUUAGGGCAAGGGGACCUCCCCUUCGUGGUUCUAGACUAUUUUUAGCAAGGGAGGACACCCAUCAGCCCGUGCGUGGAGCGGCUUCGCGAAGCCAGUGACGCAGCCAGCGACCACCAGCAUCUUCUGCCCCAGCGGAGUAUGCAGUAGUCAUCCUUGGAAGCGCCCAAACCAACCAAAAGUGCCUGCACGUGGCCCUCCCCCCGGCAAGCCAUGGGGGAAUGGGGGUAGGAUGGCCCGCCGCUGGUCCCCCUACGUGGUGGAGGAGGACUUCAACAUGCUGGUCACGCAGUCCAACCUGUGUGCUGACAAAUGGAAGCCGCUUUUUGAUCAGUACGAUCCGUACCGGCGGGGUGAGAUCCUGAUCGAGGACUUCGCAUACCUGCUGCAGCAUCCUCAGAUCCGCGCUGAGAUGGACUCCACACGCUCAACGUUCUGGAGGUCAAGGCUGCCGAGCCUUGUCGCACCACCGUCAGCUACCAGGAGUUCAUCAACCUUGCUCAGCAACCGCCGCAACCCCAGCUUUCGACUGGCCGUGGAGGCCAGGACUGAAGGUGAGGUGUGGCCGAGCAGCGUGUGUCUGAGGGCCGACAGUCCUCCACACACUUGCUUCCAGAAGAUGGUCCGGCGUCUGGCGCGCGACUUCCUCACAGACGAGGGUGACCGGCGCUUCUACGCCGACCGCUACACCUGCUGCCCGCCGCCCAUCUUUGUGCCCAUCAUCACCUUGCUGGAGGUGGGAUGUUUUGUCUACUACUGUAUGGAGUCCCGCAUGAUCACCCUGAACGGUCCGGUGCCUGCUCACAGCAUCUUCAUCUACCGCCCUGACCGCCGCGUAGAGUUGUGGCGCUUUGUCCUGUACAUUCUACUGCAUGCUGGAUACGUCCACCUGCUGUUCAACGUGAUUGUGCAGGUUGUGGUGGGCAUCCCGCUGGAGAUGGUUCACGGCAGCUUCCGAGUUUUCAUCAUCUACAUGGCCGGUGUGCUAGCAGGGUCUUUAGGGACAUCCGUGUUCGACAUGAACGCCUUCCUGGUGGGGGCAUCUGGAGGGGUUUAUGCACUUUUAGCUGCCCACCUGGCUAAUAUAUUACUGAACUAUUCACAAAUGGAACUAGGCAUCCUGAAACUGGCAGCUGUACUUAUUAUUGCAAGUGCUGAUGUCGGCUUUGCAAUCUGGGAUCGCUACACCUACAAGGAGCUGGACCCACCUGUCGGGUACACGGCCCACCUGAUGGGGGCGCUGCUGGGACUGACUGUGGGCUUAGUGGUCCUCAAGAACUUUGAACAGAAGCUUCACGAACAGUACGUCUGGUGGAUAGCACUCGCUGUGUACUUAGGUUGUGUCGUUUUCGCCAUCUUUUGGAACAUCUUCUACUACUGAGAACCACGUGGAACUUUCUGCUUGAAUAAAGGCAUUUUCAGAAAGAGUAAAAGGACGGCACGCGUAUAGCUAUCAUUAGAGAAACAAAUGGCUGCUGGUUUGGUGAAAGAAUCUUCAAUAUGAUAUUAGUAUGUAUACAAUAUUUCGAAGACUAUAUGGAAACCUGAGGUUCCAUUGUCGGUGGACAAUGUUUCUUAUUCUGCUGAGAUUAAAUGGAAAGUGAAGGAGUGGCCUUGGCAUCGUUCUCUUUGAGAUUGGCAAGCGAUGAGGUUAGUUAUUAAAACAAGUGGAGGCAGUCAGGUGAAAGAUGAGUGCGCUGUUUAUAUUCAACUUAAGCAGCUAUACAUGUGUACGCCACGAUUCUUGAAGCCUGUCAUGUGACCAUACAAACGCACAUGACGUUUGUAUAUCAUCCUAACCACUGUUCGUACGAAACAUCCACUUUGAUGGUAACCAGAGUUGUCGAGAAGAUACAUUAACGUGAUGUCUGUAGGAGAUUUACCCAUGUUGUGCCCAGAGUCUAGAAGUGAAACACCAAUACUGGUUGUGACUAAAAGGUUUGAAACAAAAAUCGACUAGAAGGAAGCAUCAAGCUCUUCAUGAGUUUUGAGGGGGAAAAAUUCAACAUUCAUUGCGUCAAGGUUUGAGUUAGAAAUACUAACAUUUCUUGUGACAAGAAGGUUUGAGGGAAAGCGUCAAAAUUCACUGUGACAAGAGGGUCUGUGUGAGAGAUCGUCUGUUUGCCGUUAUCUAAAGGCUUGAAGUUUUUCAACUUUUGGAUGCGUUAGUCCGUCAGUCAUUCUGUUUCUGUUUUCGGUGGCAAGGAAUGUGCUUCAUUAGUGUUAUUAUCUAUCGUCAGGGUUCUGAAGGAGUAUAUGGAUCAGCGCGACAGAGGUCGGAAUGUCUGUGCCACACACAGCACAGCUUCUUCUCCGGCA